CAGCGCCUGCCUUAAUUGCCAUGUAUCAGCUCCUAUCAUCCAUUGCCUCGGUCCCUCUGCUGGCCAGCCUCGUGCAUGGCUACGCCAACCCCGGAGCAUGCUCGGGUGUUUGUAACACCCACGACCCCGGUUUGAUCCGGAGAGAGUCAGACGGUACAUACUUUCUCUUCUCCACCGGGAACAAAAUCUCCUAUGUCUCUGCAUCAUCUAUUGAAGGACCAUGGACCAGUGUUGGAUCUAUGCUUCCGGAUGGAUCGUCCAUCGAUCUGGAUGGCAACGAUGAUCUUUGGGCCCCGGAUGUUUCCUAUGUAGACGGUCUCUAUUAUGUAUACUACGCCGUGUCGACCUUUGGAUCCCAAGACUCCGCAAUCGGACUAGCAACGUCUGAGACGAUGGAAUAUGACUCUUGGACCGAUCAUGGCUCCACUGGCAUCAAAUCUUCUUCUGCUAAGAUCUACAAUGCAAUCGACCCCAACCUGAUCUACGCCGACGGUACCUACUACAUCAACUUUGGGUCGUUCUGGGAUGAUCUCUACCAAGUCCCGAUGAAGUCAACCCCAACUGCAGCUGCCUCAUCUUCCUACAAUAUCGCAUAUGACCCGUCCGGUACCCAUGCAGAGGAAGGCUCAUACAUGUUCCAGUACGGUGACUACUACUACCUCUUUUACUCGGCGGGUAUUUGCUGUGGAUAUGAUACGUCCAUGCCUGCUUCCGGAGAGGAGUAUCAUAUCAAGGUCUGCCGUUCGACUUCGCCGACCGGUGAUUUCGUUGACGCUGAUGGCACGGCAUGCACGGACGGCGGGGGCACGAUGGUUCUCGAAAGCCACGGAGAGGUUUAUGGCCCUGGCGGACAGGGUGUGUAUGAUGAUCCUAACCUGGGUCCGGUUCUCUACUACCACUACAUGAACACCACGAUUGGCUAUGCCGAUUCUGACGCGCAGUUUGGGUGGAACACGAUCGACUUUUCCAGCGGAUGGCCGGUGGUAUAAGCAAAUCAGCUGGCGCGAAGAUGGAUGCUGCCUACCAGAGGGUCCGCAAGUUGUAUAUAGGAUUGCUGCUAUUGAAUCGGCCGAGAUAUGCUAUAUCGUUAGGUAGUUAGUGAAAUCAUGACUCACAUGAUUCAAAUCGCGUGGAUGCUCUGCCUGAGGCUCUAGUUUUCUUCAAUUCCCAUUCGGCUUUUAGUUUAAGCUUCGCUGCUUCUCCCCACCCAUCCUUUCCCAGCACCAAUGAGGACAUUCAUCUUUCCUCCACCACUCUAUCGAUGCAUGUUUCACUUUGUCAAGCUGAUCAUCAUGUUGCAAAUUUGACACCCAUCCAACUUUGCGAUGUUUACCCCUUUGUGUGCGACAGAAGUUGGGACGGAAAUUCACUCGUUCCGAGCACCGCGAGUCAGUCACAUCCGCCCGGCGCUUCAGACUAGCCUACACUUGGUGACUAUCGC
Molecule: messenger RNA, 1441 nt
Organism: Aspergillus neoniger CBS 115656
Lineage: Eukaryota; Fungi; Ascomycota; Eurotiomycetes; Eurotiales; Aspergillaceae
Product: arabinan endo-1,5-alpha-L-arabinosidase
Exons: 4
Coding region: 21-989 (322 amino acids)
Biological process (GO): carbohydrate metabolic process
Molecular function (GO): arabinan endo-1,5-alpha-L-arabinosidase activity
Source: RefSeq, a predicted model, not a curated record